This is a messenger RNA of Talaromyces atroroseus, 756 nucleotides long. RefSeq lists its product as hypothetical. NCBI's taxonomy places the organism in Eukaryota, Fungi, Ascomycota, Eurotiomycetes, Eurotiales, Trichocomaceae. The record is from RefSeq and is a predicted model, not a curated record. Bases 1 to 756 code for a protein of 251 amino acids. The transcript is spliced from 2 exons.
AUGGCGGAGGUGAUCACCAACGCCGUCAACCAGGGAACAGCAACUGCUUCCACAGUCAACCCGCCCACGGUCACCCUCAGAGCGCCUAGCUCGCUUUUCCACCACGAACUGGUGACAAAAGACUUUGCGCUUCUACAAUUCCACGCAGCUUCUGCUCUGCAGUUGCAGUUCGGCAUACAGCGUCAUGAACUGGCGGCAACUUCGGACGAUCGCUUGAUUGCGUCGCCCUACAAUGAACCCUUGAAUCUGCUGGACUUGAAGCGUCUUGAGACACCUUAUCAGCUAUUUGCAAAAGCAUUGACUAUUUUCAAGCCAAUCCGAGAUGACUAUGCUGUUGCUCCCUAUAUCGAGUCUUUCAACUGGCAAGCCGUUGUUGAUUUCCUGCGUGAUCUCUCCAUCGCCGAAGGCCACCAGUGGAAAAGAACCCAAUUCUAUGUCGUUUCCUUUCGUUCUCAGCUGAAACCUGAUAUCGACUACCAACGAUUGCAUGAUCUCGACUAUCAUUCGCAUCAAGAAGCCAUGGCCAGUGGCGGCUUGCUGAAAUACUGGUUCGGUGCCAAAGACGAGAAGCACCAGAACUUGGCAACCUGCAUUUGGAGGAAUAGAGAAGAUGCGAGAGCAGGAGGCACUGGGCCGUGGCAUAAACAGGCUCGAGCUGCAGCUUCAGUAAUGUACGAACAUAUUGUCUUCAAGACAAUGGAGUUGGUCAUCGACGAUGACGCAUCCUCAUGGGAAAUCACCGACUGGAAGAAUUAA